AGGGGGGCAAAAACCGUGAGGGAGCAAAUGAGAGAGAGAUAUAAAAAUCUGUUCCUUACUCGCAGCCUGGUAGCUCUGAGGGACACAGCAUCUCUGCAGAAGUAUUUUUUUUAUUUAUUUUUUUAUUUUCACAUCUACCCAUUUGAUAUUUACGGCCGAGAUGGUGCCUGAAGGACUUAUAAAUCCCACAGAUGCUGAAGGGGCUUCUCUAUCUCUUGCCGAGAGACUGUGCCAGGAUUUUGAAUGUCUCAAACUUUGUGGGCAGGAGGGCGAGGAUGAGAAGCAGAUCCUGCAAAGCCUCAAUGUGGUCCUGCUGGCACUUGAUGAAGACAUGCAGAGAUCAGCAAAACUGCUAACAGAUUGUGAAGUAUUACCAGCAUUAGCCAGAAUACUGAAAACCACCCCAACUUGUGCAGAAAAAGCGGCAUACGUGCUAGCCGAGCUGGCAAAGAAUGAAGAAACCAGGAAACCAUGUAUUGACGCAGGUCUGGUGAUGGCCUUGGUACCCUUUCUACAGAGCUCUGAUCAGGAGAUGCUUCUUCAUGCUGGCAGAGCCAUCGGUCGCAUCUGUUAUGACAACAAUGAGCUACAAGAGCAACUGGUCGAGCUUGGUGUACUGACUUCCUUGGUCAGAAUAUUAACUGAUUUCCCAGAUAACGAUGCGCUGGUGCGAGUGUGUCUCUUGGCCUUGUCCAAUCUGGCAGAUCUAGAAAGUGCCAAGGAAGCUUUAAGUAAAACCAUGGUGGUUGAGCAGCUGGUAAAGCAGCUGAAGAGAGCAGAAAACCAUGAAAGAGUUGAGAUUAUCAUUGAGGUCCUCCAGAUGCUGGCAGAGAAUGAUCCUCUUAAAUUACAAUUAGUAGAUGCCUCUGUUCAGGAGAUACUGUGCGACAUCCUUCAAAAACUACAUGACAGCUCGCAGACAGAAGACAUGUGCACACUGAAGUCAUCCUCAGACCUUAUUGUGUCAUUGCUUCUUGGUGAUGAGUCGAUGCAAAAACUAUUUGACAAUGGCUGCGGUGUUGUCUACGAAAAUAUUCCUUUUUGGCUGACCUCUCGGCACACCCUACUUCAGAUGACUGGAGCACUAGCCAUUGCUAACUUUGCAAGAAAUGACACUAACUGUGUGCGGAUGGUACAGCUGGGGGUAGUCCACAAACUUUUAGACCUGUUGGAAGAACAUGUUGAGAAUGGAGAUGUUGCAGUACAACAUGCAGCUCUCAGUGCACUACGCAAUCUUGCCAUACCAGUGAUGAACAAAGUGAAAAUGCUGGAGGAAGGGGUGGCAGACAGAAUUCAGAUGCUGCUGAGAUCAGAGAUGCCGCCGGUUCAGUUCAAGCUCCUGGGGACUUUAAGAAUGCUGACUGAUGGCCAAGCGGACACGGCUAGGAUUCUGGGUCAGGAUUCCAAGCUAUUGGACAGACUGGUGCAGUGGUGUGAAGCUAAGGACCACGUUGGUGUACGAGGAGAAGCAAAUCGUCUCUUGGCAUCACUCUUACGACACAGCAAGUCUCAAGAAGUCGUGAAGGCUAUUCAGAAGGCCAAAGGAGUGAAGCAUCUGGUAUCAAUGACAACUAGCGAGCAUGCAAUAAUGCAAAAUGAAGCACUUAUCGCUUUGGCCAUCGCCUCAGCAAUCAACCUUGACAUAUUACAAGAAGUCUUUAAAGAGUCUGAAUUGGUGUUGAUCUUGCACAAAGUGCUGCAGGACGAGUCUAUGGGACCAGAGGUGAAAUACAAUUCAAUGGGCCUAUUGUGCAGCCUCCUAGACUCAGAUGAUUUGCAGAAGGAAAUGGAAGUGGUCAACCUGAAGGAGACUUUGGAGAAGCUUCGUGGGCACAGCAACAGCAAUGUAGUGAAACAAGCCAACAACGUCCUGCAGAUAAUGGCAAACUCUAGCCAGAACAGUGACCACUUCUUUGGAUAAUUCUAAACUUCUUUGAUUAAAUGAAUGCCCUUAUACACAUCUAAAACAUAGUACUGUGUGCUCCAAUAUCCCAGCAUCCUCCCCUGCAACCUCCUGCCUAGGGAUUGUCUAUGCUCAUUCAGCUAUAAGCCAUCUUUGAACAAGAUACAUUGUGAUGUGAUUACAUUUGUGACAUAUAUUAUCAGAACAGACAUACAGUACUGUAUUUGAAUUAGUAUCCCAAUGUAAAUGGGCUAGAGCUACCUACAGUAUAAUAGGAUAAAAGUAUUUAUUAGGAAACUGUGUCUAAUAGGAUACUACAUUAUAUAGUGUCAUUUAUUUCAAAGUCUAGUAAGAUAAAAGUACAUAUUUAAGUCUUCCUUCUCUGGGCACAAGAGCCAAGAUAAAGUGGCUGUAUCAGAGAGCCUUCAUUUGUCCAUUUAUUUUUAUUUAUUCAACAUACCAUAAUCCACAGUCCUCAGUUAAAUUGAGGACAAUUAUCAGAACACAAAGUUCACUUAAAUAUCAUAUUUUUGCUGAUACAUGACCUUCGCUGGCAACGCCAGUAAUCAAAAGCACAAUGGUGUUAAAAUGGUGCUUUAGAAGGCAAUGUGUUUUAUAAUAUACGGGGCGUGAUGCAUCAAAGGAAAUAUUGCAGUCAGACCUCUGUUAAUGGGGUUUUUGGAGGCUUGGCCGCAUUUCGCAUAUACCCAAAGCUCUGGAUUGCGAUACAUUCCGAAGCUUGGACCCAGUAGGCAAUGCCAUCUGUUGCCUAAUAGAAGCCUAUGGGCUUCUUUUGUAAUGUGCACUGAGAGGGAUCCAUUUGGAUCUGACCCUUGCGACACACACGGCAUCCGACGCAAGCGCAGAAUGACUCCUAGGUCACAAUCUCGGAUGUCUCCACACUGCAAAAGGACAGCUCCUAAUGGGAGAGUUGUCCUUUCCUUAAAUCUUCAUGCAUAUAGUGUUCAUUAAAGACGCUAUGCAUGCGAUCAGUGGCAGGAAGCAUCACAUUGAAAAUGCGAUGAUUGGAUGCAUUCCACCCAUGGUCAAUUUACAUUUGAUUUUUUAUAAAAUAUGUGCAUUUAUUGAAAAAACAACAAAUAUUUUCAUUGAAAGGAAUAAGUAGCGUAAGAGUGCAAUACACAGUCAUUUGACCACCCAGCUGAUAGCAAUUAAAUCAAAAGCCUACAAUAUUAUUAUUAUUAGUAUUACACUCUACAUAUUGUAGAGAUGGGUAACAAUGUCAGUAUUUUGGAUUUAAUAAAACAAAUGGCUUUUGAAGUUGUAUUAUGAUGUGAUUACAGGAUGUUUUGUAUACAGACCCUGUAUUUUUACCAAUGGUGGCAACCCAACAAUUUAAAGAUUAAAAUACUAUAGGGACAAAUCUUAAGUUCUGUCAAAUUGAACCAUAUCUGAUUCAUAUCUCAUUACAGAGUGCUCUGCUGCUCCAUAUAAUGAGCGCCUUCUUCAGGAGUUGAGAACGUACACAGAUCCCUGUGUGAUGUCAGACAUUGACCUGUAGGGCAUAUGCUCGCAUCAUGACCCUAACUUUUCUAUUUAUAUUUGUGUAAUCUUUAACGGAAACCCCACAUAACAAUAAGUUGCACUUAGAAACAAACAAAUUGUGCUACAAAAGCCAUGCUCAAGACAACAUGUUACAAAAAAAGACACCUUUAUUUAUAAAAUAAUUUUCUAGAUCACUCAAGGCUUUACAUGUAUAUCAUAUUUUACCAAGGCAGUGCAAAGCUAUACAUGAACUAAUCUAGAGAAAAGGUUAGUAUGAUAGGGACAGAAAGGAACACAAACACUGCUGACAGGUUGCUGUGGAGUGUCUAAUGUUAAUCUUACAUUUCUAUUUAGCUGUACAGUAUGUGGCCUCAUACAAAAUGAUGAAAACUAUUUGAUUUAGCAGGCCACAUGAUGACCGCCCAGUGUGGGAUCAGCCAUCAGCUGCCAGGCAGUAGCAUGGAAUAGCAUGGUAGUGUGCCUAAUUCCCAUUACAAUCCAACUGCAUGGCAUAUAAUGUCAUCUGUCACUGUCACAUUUGCUCAUGGUAGGCUGAACAAUCAGAUUUCAAUAUGUGUGUGGUUAAUAUUCCAGUUUUAAUUGCAAUUGAUAUGGCGACAACAAUUAAAUGUAACUACUGUAGAUUCUGCA
Pseudophryne corroboree (corroboree frog) is the source of this 4060-nucleotide messenger RNA. RefSeq names its product rap1 GTPase-GDP dissociation stimulator 1-A-like. The transcript has 14 exons. Gene Ontology annotation, cellular component: cytosol. Gene Ontology annotation, biological process: positive regulation of GTPase activity. Gene Ontology annotation, molecular function: guanyl-nucleotide exchange factor activity; protein binding. The record is from RefSeq and is a predicted model, not a curated record. NCBI's taxonomy places the organism in Eukaryota, Metazoa, Chordata, Amphibia, Anura, Myobatrachidae. The coding region runs from base 161 to 1921 and encodes 586 amino acids.